Messenger RNA from Tripterygium wilfordii, 1395 nucleotides. RefSeq names its product protein SAR DEFICIENT 4. Gene Ontology annotation, cellular component: cytoplasm. The record is from RefSeq and is a predicted model, not a curated record. NCBI's taxonomy places the organism in Eukaryota, Viridiplantae, Streptophyta, Magnoliopsida, Celastrales, Celastraceae. The coding region runs from base 100 to 1113 and encodes 337 amino acids. The transcript has a single exon.
GGAUAUAAUCUCAAAAGUCUCGGUCUUCAUUUUCGUUUUUCCAUCUGCUUCGCUUCCAAAUCUCUAUUUCCUUCCUACUGUCUCCCCAUCUGAUCAUCUAUGGCAGCUACACUCGAUCCGAAGAAGCGCACCACCGCAGCGACUUCCCCAGUUUUCAUCACAGCAGAUUCGCUCCACUCCAUUCUUUCUCACGAUUCUCUAAUCCGAUACUUCAAUACUCAUCUCCCUACAGUCUCACAAACGCUGAAUUCCCCAACCCGCCAAAGCUAUGGCGUCUCCUCGUCCUCUUCUCUCCUCCUCAUGCCCUCCUGGUCCUCCUCGCCUUCUCUCCCCUACAUAGGGGUAAAGCUUGUCACCUCCUUCCCCGAGAACUCCAGUUUGAAUUUGCCUGGAAUCCACGCUAGUUAUGUGCUAUUUAGCUCUACGACUGGGCAAACUUUGGCCACCAUGGAUGGUACUAUAUUGACCCUCUAUAGAACAGCCUGCGUAUCUGGGUUAGCCUCAAAGAUCUUGUCCAGACAGGACUGCAAAGUCCUUGUGAUGAUCGGUGCGGGUGCCUUGGCUCCCCAUUUGAUCAAGGCCCAUCUCGCGGCGAGGCCAAGUUUGAGUAGGGUAAUCAUUUGGAACAGAACGAUGGAGAAGGCUAAGGGUUUGGCAGAGAAACUGGAGGCGGAGUUUGCUGGUGAGGUAGGUUUUGAGAGCGGAGAGAAUUUGGAGGAAAUUAUCGGAUUGGGUGAUAUUGUAAGUUGUGCAACAAAUGCUGAAGCGCCAUUGGUGAAGGGUGAGAAGUUGAAGAUGGGAGCUCAUUUGGAUUUGGUAGGUUCGUUUAAGGAGACAAUGAGGGAAUGUGAUGAUGAGGCCAUAAGAAGAGGUAAAGUGUUUGUUGACAAUGAGGCUGCAUUGGUUGAGGCAGGGGAGUUGGUGGGUGUUUUUGAGAGAGGAGUGAUUAAGAAGAGUGAUAUUGGAGGAAAUUUGGUGGAAUUGAUCAAUGGACAGAAGGUUGGCAGAAGAGAGUCUGGAGAGAUUACGGUGUUCAAAUCUGUGGGUUCUGCUGCUGUGGAUAUUCUUGCUGCACAAUUUGUGUAUCAGGCUUACAUGGGACGUGAAGUUUGAUGCGUGCUUAUGCUCGUGCAUCCAAAUAAUCAGCACAUUUGCCUUGGAAGUCCUUGGAUUACAGGUCCAAUUCUAUCUUGAUUUCUCUUUCGCGAUUAGCAUAAUAUAAAGCCAAGUUGAGCAAAAAGCUUCUGAGAAUAAUCCCUUAUUGAAUACUGCUAAUAUGCUUGAGCUUAGGAUAUUUCUUAGAGACCUCCAAUUCAUGACUCUCAUUGUAUGUGGCAUGUGUUGGUAGAAUGGGGGUCAUAAAUUGGGAGUCUAGACCAUUUUUCUAUUUAUUAA